AUGCCAGGCGAUAGAGUAGUCCCAGAAGCUAUGGACGCUGUACCAAUUGCGCGGCUCGAAGAGCUGCUCGUGCACCUCGCCGAGCUUCGCGACCCCCAGACGCCCAUUAACGCCCGGCUCUUUGACGAGGUCGAGCUACAACUUAACGACGCAAACAUCCCCCCGCUGCUGGACACCGUGCUGCUCCCUCUCACGCAGCUCCUCCGCAGCACCAGCACUUCCUCCCGGGACCCUGAGCCCCUGCUCUCCAUGACGGCCAAGCUGCUCGGGCCCCUCACUUUUAGCCGCGUCCUCACCCUCGCGGACUCAACAUCUAUCCUCACCGCGCUGCGCUCGCCCCUGCCUAGCGCGAACCUGCUCGCGCUCACCAUGCUGCACAAGGCGGCGCGCGGGCCCGACGACGCCGCGCUGCUCAGCACUCUCCCGGAGCUCGUUGCCGCGCUACUCACCUGCUGGCUGGAUACGGAGAGUGCCGCAGUCACGGAGCGCGCCGCCAGAGUCCUGGGCGACCUGCUCAGGACGGACUGCGUUGUCGUCGAGGACGUUGCAACCAAUGGCGCCUUUGCCGCCUUUCCGGCCGAGAUGUUUAAAAGGCGUGUGCCCGGCCACGGCCAUCUCUGGAAUCUCAUUUUUGGUAGCGAGCAGCUCUUUGCCAUUAUCCCUCGAUUAUGCAGAUUUGCCUCGCCAGACAGCGAGGAUAACGACGCGGACAGCCCAUCGAGAACGGAGCGCCAAAUCUCCCUCGCACAGGGCCGUUUGCUGCGUAUCCUCCCGCGUCUCGCAGUCUUCGACUUACGCGCGAUCUCACAGACCUCGUUUCCGGAGCUCGUCCCGCUGCCACAGAAUUUGGCUCGUGACACGGGCCACGGCUUGCUGCAGUGGGCGGCGCUCGCCAUGAUUGACUUAUCGGACCUUCUUAUGCACUACAACCUCAUAGACUUUUUCCAAAGAUUUAUCAGUGUGAUGAGAGUUACGAACUGCGGGCCGCCAUCUACGACGAGAGUAAUUCGAGCGGUCGUCAAGGCCGCCACAGCCAAUGAUGAUCUCUUAAAAACUAGGUUGACUGGGUUUCCCGAUACCUUGUUAGAGGACGAAGCGGAGCCGCUGCGAACAUAUAUAGGGCAACUACUAGACUGA
Molecule: messenger RNA, 1137 nt
Organism: Beauveria bassiana ARSEF 2860
Lineage: Eukaryota; Fungi; Ascomycota; Sordariomycetes; Hypocreales; Cordycipitaceae
Exons: 2
Coding region: 1-1137 (378 amino acids)
Source: RefSeq, a predicted model, not a curated record